CCAUCAACCAUAUACAAACGUUGUUCUCUCUUGAAAACACACCCAUCUCUCUCUCUCUCUCUCUCUCUCUCUCUCUCUCUCUCUCACACACACACACACACACACACACACAUGGCUGAUGUUCAAGAAGGACAUGGUAUUAAGCUAUUCGGAGCAACAAUAGCAGUGCAAGUGAGAAAAGCAAAGGAGGAGCCCGAGCCAAGCAAAUCAGAUGAUCUAACCACAGAAAAGAGACCCGACAAAAUCAUACCAUGCCCGAGGUGCAAAAGCAUGGAAACCAAGUUUUGUUACUUCAACAACUACAAUGUUAACCAACCAAGGCACUUCUGCAAGGGCUGCCAGCGGUACUGGACCGCCGGUGGGGCCCUCCGCAACGUGCCCGUUGGAGCCGGCCGCCGGAAGAACAAGCCACCGUGCCAGGGAUUCAUCGGCGGGUUCUCGCCGGAGAGUUGCUUCUUUGAUGCCUCUGCUGCCCAUGUGGUGCAACAGUUUGACUUUGCUGGGAUGGUGGAGGGGUGGCAGUUGGCGGCGGCACACAGCAGUUUCCACCAUGUUUUCCCGGUAAAGAGGCGUAGGAGCGGAGCAGCAGUUGGUCAAAGUUGAUAAUUUUUUCUUUUCUUUUUUUGGUUACUUGUCCAUAGUCCGAUAACUCAGAAAUUUGACUAUAGCCAAUAUAAAAUAUUGGCUAGUGAUCUAGUGGUGGUGUAAAUACCAGCUGUCUUAAUUAAUAAAUUAAAGAAAUGAUUUAAGUAAUUGUCUCAA
Molecule: messenger RNA, 762 nt
Organism: Rhododendron vialii
Lineage: Eukaryota; Viridiplantae; Streptophyta; Magnoliopsida; Ericales; Ericaceae
Product: dof zinc finger protein DOF1.5-like
Exons: 1
Coding region: 112-603 (163 amino acids)
Biological process (GO): regulation of DNA-templated transcription
Molecular function (GO): DNA-binding transcription factor activity; DNA binding
Source: RefSeq, a predicted model, not a curated record